This is a messenger RNA of Aethalodelphis obliquidens (Pacific white-sided dolphin), 831 nucleotides long. It is a transcript of the gene HAPSTR2, whose product is annotated as HUWE1 associated protein modifying stress responses 2. The record is from RefSeq and is a predicted model, not a curated record. The transcript has a single exon. The coding region runs from base 1 to 831 and encodes 276 amino acids. Lineage: Eukaryota; Metazoa; Chordata; Mammalia; Artiodactyla; Delphinidae.
AUGGAGGAGCAGCCGAAGGAGGGCGAGGCCGAGGGCGAGGAGCACUGGUUCUCUAAGUGGGAGCGCCAGUGCCUGGCCGAGGCAGAGCAGGAAGAGGAGUUGCACCCCGAUAUGCAGGAGGAGGCGACCCCUGAGGCGGCGGGGCUCAAGAGCGAGAAGCAGAAGCUGUGGCACCUCUUCCAGAACUCAGCUACCGCUGUGGCCCAGCUCUACAAGGAUACGGGGUGCCAACAGCCAGGACUCUCCUUGUGGGACCCCUUCCAGAGUGCGGCCAUGGCUGUGACCAGCCUCUACAAAGAGAGCGGGGAUGCCCACCAACGAAGUUUUGACCUGGGCGUCCAGGUUGGCAACCAUCGUCGCGUCAAAGAUGUGCUGGAAUGGGUGAAAAAGGGCCGGAGCACCAUCCUUCGAGAAGAUCUGAUUAGCUUCCUGUGUGGCAAGGUGCCCCCCGCGACUCUGCCGCCGCGCACCCCGAGGGCGCCCCCGAAGCCACCCGCCGGGGCCCCCAGCCAGGCCGCGGCCACCGAAUCCGGCUCGUCGGUGGACGUUGACCUGCAGCCGUUCCACGAGGCCAUCGCCCUGCACGGCCUCAGCGGUGCCAUGGCCAGCAUCAGCGUGCAAUCUGGAGCGCCCGGCUCCCCGCCUCAAGGCAGCGGUGUGGCCGGCGACGGCCACCGAAGAAGUAGCUUCCUCGAGGACAGCUCGAACCCCAUCGACUCCGAAGAAGUGGCCCUCCACCUGGACAGUGGGGGGACCCGCAAGCGCACCUCGGCCCAGUGUGGUGAUGGCGACACAGACUCCCCAACCCACAAGCGCAACCGAAUGAUCUAA